Gekko japonicus is the source of this 1253-nucleotide messenger RNA. RefSeq names its product transcriptional enhancer factor TEF-1. The transcript is spliced from 12 exons. NCBI's taxonomy places the organism in Eukaryota, Metazoa, Chordata, Lepidosauria, Squamata, Gekkonidae. Gene Ontology annotation, cellular component: transcription regulator complex. The record is from RefSeq and is a predicted model, not a curated record. Gene Ontology annotation, biological process: embryonic organ development; hippo signaling; regulation of transcription by RNA polymerase II. The coding region runs from base 414 to 1253 and encodes 279 amino acids. Gene Ontology annotation, molecular function: DNA-binding transcription factor activity, RNA polymerase II-specific; RNA polymerase II cis-regulatory region sequence-specific DNA binding.
AAAAAAAAAUUACAAAAAUAAUAACAACAAGAAGCAAAAAACACCAAGGCUAUAAAUUAAAGCAAGCAAAGUCCCCGGGGGAAGCUGGAAGAAGUUUGCAAUUGAUUUACAAAAGACUGUUUGCAAAGGUGGGGAGUGAAGUGGAGCUUCUUUGCUUUCUCCAGAGCUGCUGCUGCUGCUGGUACUGCUGGUUAAUUGUACAUUCAAGUGGAAAAUUUUCCGGAGUCAGCAGAAACAUUGUAUCCAAAAAAGACAAAGUCGCAGUUCCAACAAAACGAGGAGAUUGUCCCUGGAAAACUUCCUUUCGGUUUCUUCUCUUAAAGCUUCCAGGCUUAGGCUUGGAAAAACCAGCCAUCACCAUUGAGCCCAGCAGCUGGAGCGGCAGCGAGAGCCCUGCCGAGGACAUUGAAAGAAUGAGUGAUUCUGCAGAUAAACCAAUUGACAAUGAUGCAGAAGGUGUCUGGAGCCCAGAUAUUGAACAGAGCUUUCAGGAGGCUCUAGCUAUAUAUCCCCCUUGUGGGAGGAGGAAAAUCAUCUUAUCCGAUGAAGGGAAAAUGUAUGGUAGGAAUGAACUGAUAGCCAGAUACAUCAAACUUAGAACAGGAAAGACACGGACCAGGAAACAGGUGUCUAGUCACAUACAGGUCUUAGCCAGGAAGAAAGUUCGAGAAAUUCAAGCCGCCAUUAAGGUGACAAGCAUGGAUCAGACUGCAAAGGACAAAGCGCUCCAGCACAUGGCAGCCAUGUCAUCCGCUCAAAUAGUAUCUGCAACAGCGAUUCACAAUAAGUUGGGCCUGCCAGGAAUUCCCCGUCCUACAUUUCCUGGAGCACCUGGAUUUUGGCCAGGAAUGAUACAAACAGGGCAGCCGGGAUCUUCACAAGACAUAAAGCCAUUUGUUCAGCAGGCCUAUCCCAUACAGCAAACAGUUGCAACCCCUAUUUCAGGGUUUGAACCUGCAUCAGCUCCGACACCUUCAGUCCCUGCUUGGCAAGGUCGAUCUAUUGGAACAACUAAACUCAGACUGGUGGAAUUCUCAGCUUUUCUUGAACAACAGAGAGACCCAGAAUCGUACAACAAACAUCUCUUUGUGCACAUUGGACAUGCCAACCAUUCUUAUAGCGAUCCAUUGCUGGAAUCGGUGGAUAUUCGUCAAAUUUAUGAUAAAUUUCCUGAGAAGAAGGGUGGUUUGAAGGAAUUGUUUGGGAAAGGGCCCCAGAAUGCCUUCUUCCUAGUAAAAUUUUGGGUAAGGUGA